CGGUAUAAUUGAGCAUUGAAACAUCAGUGCUGAGACUGAAGCUAAUAUCCUGUGCUGAUGAGUUUUUCUGUUUUUCAAUAGUCUUCUCCGGUCUGAAGAGAUGACGGGCAGAAUCAUUCUCAUUGGAUCUCUCAUACAAGGUGUUUUGUGUGGCUUCAGUAUCACACAGCCAAAUAAUCUAGAAGUUCUGAGUGGAUCUUGUGCUUUCAUACCCUGCACAUUUGAUAUUGAUCCAGAAUAUAACAAUGACCUCACUGCUAAUGCAAGAAGACUGUGGUAUAAAAAUGGAAUUCCUUAUCAGAAGGUGUUUGACUCCAGGAGCCCCAGUAGUGGAGUGCUCAACGGCACAAUAUUUGGCAACGCCUUGGACAAAAACUGCACCACACGCUUUCAUUAUGUCACGCAGAAUAAUAUUGGUCGAUAUCACUUCAGACUGCAAGGCAACAAUAAACUGCAAUAUAACUAUGCAACACUUCAAAUGAAUGUCAGAGAUUCUCCACCCAAACCCAAAGUGAGCAUCUAUAUGCAGCAGCAGGAGGUGGUGGAGGGGACGUCUGUGAUCCUGAGAUGCUCUGUUAAAAUGUUCUGCUCCUCUCAUCCACCGGCUCUUAUAUGGAGCACCUCUACCAUUGUCAGCAUCAGAGAACAGCAGCGUCAGAUCCAGAGCGAUCUGAUCUCAGAUCUGCACUUCACUGUAACACAUCAACACCACAGGGUCAAUUUUACCUGCAUGAUAUCUUACCAGCUACAGAACCGGAACACAUCCGCACAAGAAUCGAUGACACUACAUGUUCAGUAUGCUCCUAAAAACACAUCAGUGUUCGUGUCUCCUUCUGGUUGUGUGUUGGAGGGUCGUUCAGUGUCUCUCACCUGCAGCAGUGAUGGAAAUCCAGCGGUCAUCAACUUCACCUGGCACAGAGAUACUGAAGGACAUCUGAAACAUCUACAGACCGGACCAGACCUGAUUUUUGAUAAAACUGAACCCAAACACAGCGGACGAUAUUAUUGCACUGCUCACAACAAACACGGCAACCAGAACUCAACAACACUAAUGUUGGAUGUUCAGUAUGCCCCUAAAAUCUCCCAGUCGUCCUGCAGCAAAAGUGACAUCAUUACAUGCUUCUGUGAGGUUGAUGGAAAUCCCGUCCCAACGCUGGAGUGGCGUCUGUCUGGACGGCCCGUCGUGAACUCCACCAGCACAUCUAUCUUUCAGGAGCAACUGGGGGACACAAAGUUCAGGACCACCCUCACUGUCAAUCAACCGCUCACAGACACGCCCACUCUGCAGUGUGUCAGCGGUAACAGCCACGGAAGCGCCAGCCAACAGUUUCAGGAGCUUCAGCCUCCUCCUUCAUGUGUUGACGGUCUGUCAUUGCUGGCUGGAGUUGUCAUCGGUGUGAUAGUGAUGUUGAUAGUUGGUAUCGUGUCACUCUUCUGCACGCGUAGACAGAACUGCAAACCAUCACAGACUGAACAUGAAGAUUCAACUGGACUUGCUGCUGUAUUGGAUAAUGAAGGUGAUGUUUAUGUCAAUAAAAGCACGUUUUCAUCAACUGAAGCCGUCACACACCACACAUCAGAAUCUCUUCAUUAUAGCUCCAUUAACUUUACAAACACUGAAGCGGCGUCAGGUGAGAAAAGAGACAUCUCACUCACCACAGACUACUCUGAAGUCCAACAUCACGCCGCAGAUGCGACAGAGGCGAAAAACAUCUCAGCAGACUCCAAAACAAAUCAAAGCACACCAGACACGAUGAUAAAGAGCACAGAAGACACAACAUAUGAAAAUAUCAUCUAGUCCAGACUGAUCAAUUAACAAUAAACACAACUGACGGAAUAACAGAACUGUCAACCUGAGUCUCAGAUGUUAGGAGAAAUAAAAGAGAAUCAAAUGAGAGUGUGACUGUCGAACACAUGAAGAGUACGGAGGUGUAAAAAAAUGUAGGUUGUAGAGGUCAAAUCAUCUGGAAAAUGUUUGCGUUCAUAUUUUUCUCAGGAGACACACAAGAAACUUGAGCGAAAAUCUCCAUUUGCUCUUCAUUUAAUCUCAUUGAGAAAUAUUAAAGAGAUCUCAUCAGUGAGUUUUCUUUCUUAUGGGACAUGCUUUACAAACUGAAAUCUGUGGUAGCUGGUUGAAUAUUGUGUCUGCUUAUUCGCAUGCUUAUAACUGCUAUUAUCGCUAGAAUGCAAUAAAGACACCCGGCACAUUUGUUCUCAGUCAUUUCAGUUUAUUUUCUCAUGAAGUCUUUGCAACAAUUGUCAUUCAAGGAUCUCAACGGCACACGUCUGACGGCACACAUCAGAGACCAAAGACAAAUGUUGAGUAAAGGAAGGUCAGAACUAUGCCAGCAACUUCACUGCGGUGUAAUUUCAUACGUAAAAAGCAAACAAGCAUGCGUUACUGGGGAAAAUGACAUUUUUGAAUAAAAACACAUUUUGGACUCAUCAUGGCCUCAUUGUAGACUCCAAAAUUAGAUACACCAUCCCAAAAUGCUCGAUGCUGUAAAAACAUCAUCUACACCUCUCUCAAAAGUUUUUUUAGAUAGCAGAGAUCAUGUUGGCAGUAACAGCUCAGCAAUUGGCUCAAAAUGACAGACGUUCUCAUUUAAGACAUCAAGGUGUUUGAUUCUGAUAGAAAAAUGGCUGUGUAUCUCAUGACUGGAAUGCUCUGUUCAUCCUAAGAGGACAUUUUAGUGUGUGUGUGUGUGUGUGUGUAGUACUUUCUCUACAGAUGCACUUCUAUAGAUAUGUUUCUAACUCUUUCCCUUUUCCAAAGUAAAAUUGUUCAAGACUCGUAUAACCUAAGCGGAGGAAGACGUGCGGUUUCAUGGUGACCAUGAAUACUGUGUGCGAAACAUACAAAAGACGGAAGGCAAACACUUUACAAAGUGGGGUCCGUCCCCCCUCGAUGCAAUCUAAAAAUACAAUUUGGCAAAAGACCACUAGGUGGAGUGUAGAAAAACCAAAGCCCUAUCUGGACGACAGAGCACCAUUUGUCCAAAUGGUGUCGCCAUGCCAACAAGAUGCUGUAAAACCCUAUGAAAGUUGAAAAAAGAUUUGCGAGGGACGUUCCCUUUUAAAAUCCAUGUACUGUACUGUUUGUUUUAGGAUUUCUGCUGUUGGCUUUGAACAGAUUUAACAGACUUUAAAAAAAUGGACUUUUAGGGCACUUUAAACAGAGCUAAAGUAAAAACAAACGUCACUGAUAUCAACACAUAUAUACUUUUUCAUCAUUUUUCCCUUUUCUUUAAAAAAAUAUGGGAAGCCCUCUGUCCUUUCAGGAAACAGAUGAGCAAAUAUACAUUUGUACAUUUUUGGUAUGUAUAUCAUCCGAAAAGUAUUAUAUUCAUAUACGUUUGAUUAUUUACAGGUCAAUGAAACUGUAUGUCCAUCUGCAAAAUCCUCACACUAAAUCAUCAAGAUGUUUAUGGUGUAAACUCAGUGUGUACAAACAAACACAACAUUAAUGUGCUCUCAUUAAACAACACCACGGGCCUGAUGUAUAAACAUUGCGUACACACAAAAUAGGCAAUAAAAUGUGUGUAUACACACACCCUAUGGAAACUCUUGAAUGUGUCUACGCAAACUUUAAGAAUUAAAUCUACUUUAGAUUUACUUAAGUUUUAUAAAUGAGGCCCCGGCUUUUAAUUUCACCCCUAAAAUAAAAGAAAUGAGACUGUAUUUUGCAUAUAGA
Molecule: messenger RNA, 3694 nt
Organism: Triplophysa rosa
Lineage: Eukaryota; Metazoa; Chordata; Actinopteri; Cypriniformes; Nemacheilidae
Product: B-cell receptor CD22
Exons: 9
Coding region: 101-1798 (565 amino acids)
Source: RefSeq, a predicted model, not a curated record